AUGAAUGAUUUUGAAAAAAGAAAAUGCCAUGAAUUAAUCAGUGAUAUGUUCCGUAAAGACCUUACAAGACCAUUUCGUGAGAAAGUUGAUCCUGAAAGAGAUGGAGCUCCCGAUUAUUUGGAAAUAGUUAAGCAGCCAAUGGAUUUAUCAACCGUUAAAAAGAAAUUAGCAGCUGGAGAAUAUAAAACAAUCGAUUUAUUUACAAGUGACGUUAAUUUAAUCUGGAAAAAUGCAAAACUUUAUAAUGAAGAAGGAACUCUCUUGCAUUUAAUAGCUAGAGAACUUGAAGAAUGGUUUGCAAAUAAGAUUGCAAAGUUACCAAGAAAUAAAGAAGAAGAAUGGAUGCUUCAAUUAUUAAAAUCUUCCCAAAGAAUGUCAAUUUUAGCACAUCAUGUACCACAAUCUAUAGUACCAAUGUCAGAACAUCCUUUACCAGUCGAACCUCCUAAAGUUGAACAAAUUACUGUUGUUAAUGAACAAAAUACAGAAACAAAACCAGAAGAAGUCAAAGAACCUCCACCACAAACACCUCAACCUACAGAAGCACAACCAGAACCACCACAAGCUCCACCUGCCGAGCAGCCGGCUGCUGAACAACCUCAAGAAACUGUUUCGAAUCCAGAACCAGCUCCAGAAGCAGCGAAAGAACCUGAGGCUGCUCCUGCUGAGAAACAAGAGGAAGAAAAACCAAAAGAAGUUAUUGUUGUUGAAUAA
This is a messenger RNA of Trichomonas vaginalis G3, 714 nucleotides long. Its product is annotated as acetylation-dependent protein binding. The transcript has a single exon. NCBI's taxonomy places the organism in Eukaryota, Parabasalia, Trichomonadida, Trichomonadidae. The record is from RefSeq and is a predicted model, not a curated record. Bases 1 to 714 code for a protein of 237 amino acids. Gene Ontology annotation, cellular component: nucleus; chromatin. Gene Ontology annotation, biological process: regulation of DNA-templated transcription; chromatin remodeling.